GGCACUCUACCGGCACACUUGACGCCAACUCGUUUCUUUUUCGGGAAAUAAAUACAAAUCUAUUCAGCAGUUAAUUUAACUUAACCACUAUUACUAAUUAGACUGUAAACAUGGCCGAGGUAGACGACGGUUCCGAGUUGUUGUUUUUCGACACCUUCUCACACGAGGAAGUGACAGACAUCAACUUGGAUUUGGUGCAAUUUCCCAAGCCGGUAUUCAUCACACAGGUGCGGAUUAUUCCGCUGGGAGCUCGUGUGCAGGCGGACUUCCCUGGCGGCGUUCGUCUAGGCGCAACGAAUCCCUCCAAGUUUGACCUGGAGUUCUUUGUGAACGAUUUGGGAAUGCCGGGUGCCUCGGCUUUUGAGAAUCUCGGCCUGUUGCGGUACAAUCAGAACGAUUGCAUCCACCUGGACUGCUCGCAGGAGAAGAUACCCACAGAUGGACUGGUGCUGCGCGGGUGGUACAGCACCAUUACCUUGGCGGUCUAUGGAAUUCUCACAAAUUCAGUAACGGAGCCCAUUGCCAGUCCCACGAUGCCCUGCGAACCUGUCGGUGCGGAGAUGUGCAACCUAAGUGGAGAGGUCAUGCUGCAGGAGGAUGUACUCAAGGAUGAGUGGCAGGAACCCAUGCAGGCAGAGAUGCUGACUGCCCUCAAAGGCAACGUCAGCGAUUAUGAUCCGGAGGAGAUGGAUUAUGCUUUGACCCGGGAACACUACCACCAGCAGCAGCAAGCUGAGGAGCAGGAGCAGAGGGAGAUGCGGCGCCUGCGACGCUCCACGCAUUCCACGGACCAAUCGCCGCCGCCACCGCCAAGAAGGUCGCACACGCACUCUGAGAGCAACGACAGGGAGUACAUUAGGCAUUCCCGCGACAAGGGCUCCAGGGACUGGUCGCGCUCUCCGGAAUACUCCAGCCAUCGGUCCCGACGUAAGCGUUCUGAGCGGUCCCGCUCUGAUGUGGACGAGCACAAGUGGCCCAGAACGCCGCCGGCGUCGAUAGAUUCGCCGACAAGGCCACGCUCUCCUGACACUAUGGACUAUGAUGACGAUGACUCACGUUCCCAUUAUAAAAUGCAGUCCUCGCAUUACCGCCACUCCUCGGAGUCGCUGCAUCGUGGCGAAAGAGAUCGGGACGAUGAGGAGCGCUCGUGCACGCCGCAGGAACAGUUCGAGCCCAUUCUUAGUGAUGAUGAAAUCAUUGGCGACGAGGAAGAGGACGAUGGCGUGGAUGCGGCAGCCAUUGCAGAGUACGAAAGGGAACUGGACUUGGCAGCGGCCUCAGCUCCGCCUGCAAUCGAUGCUUUUGAACCCUGGCAGAAGCCCCUGCUGUUCUAUGAAGGGGACCUCUCCGCGCACUUCAGCAAGGAGCUGGAAACCCUUCGGCUGCUCUUCAAGAAACUCGCCCUGCAGACCCGUUGCGAGAAUGUGGCUGCAUUCGGCGAGGAGCAUGGCGCCAGUGUGGACGAAAGGGAACAGUUUGUGUACCUGGGUGAGCAACUAAAUAACCAGUUGGCCUAUUUGGCGCAACACUUUAAGCGGCGCAACUUUGUCCUGCAGCAGUUCUUUGGCAACGAUGACGUGCAUCUGCGUCAGGCGGCGAAUGUCUUGCAGAUUGCACUGAGCUUUCAGGCAGCCUGCAUGCAGCCCCAGCCCGCCUUCAAGAUCCGUCACAUUAAACUGGGCGCCCGAAUGGCAGAGCUUUUGGGCAGCAGCGAAGAUCUCUUCCAGCAUCUGCUUAAGGAGCACCACUUUGAUCCCUUUGACGCGGUGUUUCGACUGUACAACGAACCCUUUAUGGCCCUGUCCAUUAAGUUGCAACUGCUGAAAGCAAUCUACGCCUUGCUGGACUCCCGGCUGGGUAUCCAACAUUUCCUAGCCUCCAAGAGCAACGGCUACCAGGUGGUUAUGGAAUCCCUCAAGGCGGCCAAGCUAACCAGGACUAAGUUCGCCCUGCAGGCCAUUAUCAAAAAGCUACAUCUGUGGGAAGGCUUGGAGAGCAUCAAGACCUGGUGUCGGCGCCUCUUUGUGGACCGGAAUGUAGCAAAGUCAGAGGAUCAGGAGUCCAAGGAGGAGCCCACGCAUCUACAGAUUUGCCAGCAGAUCGAGUUCACCUUUGAAAUGCUUAUGGAUGCACUGACCACCAGCCAGUUAAGCUACCAGCAGCCGCGCCGCUUUCUCCCCGUUUCAAAGAAGUUCGAGGUGGUCACCGAUCCCACAGCUCAGCGUAGCUUCGGGAAUGCCCUACAGUCGUACUUGGGACAGCACAGCUUGGCGGAGUGCCUGCUGCUGAUGCUGGGUAAUUGCAAGGAGCUGCCCGCCAAGACUUACCUGUGCAUGCUGGAUCUAAUGCAUACACUGCUUCGUUCCCAUGUGGGCAUCGAUUACUUUGUAGAUGAUGCCUUUGAUGUAACUCAGGCAAUUGUGGCCAUAUUGUUGGGCCUAGAGGAUGUGCCCAGGCAGCCUAAAGUGGAGGAGACGAAGGUGGAAAAAUCAGAGGUGGAGGAGAAGGCGGUUGCAGAUGCUACAGAGGGAGAAGAUAUAGAGAAAUCGAGUGAAACCGCCGAGGAAACAGAGAUAAAACCACCUGCUGUUGCCUCUCCUCCAACUCCCACUCCCGCUCCCAUACCUGCUAUUCAAGCUCUGAGACCCCGACCCAUUCUGCGUCCCGUACUGCCACGACUUGCAAGACUGGGCAUUGAGAUGUCGUACAAGGUGCAAACACGCUACCACUUGGACGCCAUUGUUUACGCGGCCGCAGCCCCGGAGUACGAUGCUGUGAAGAUUGCCACUCAUAUGCACGCCAUUUACUCGCAGACCUGCGAUCCCGCCGGUCGCCAACACACCGUAGAGGUACUCGGCCUGAACAACAAUCUUAAGAUCUUUAUGGACCUUAUCAAGAAAGAACAACGCCUGCAGACGCAGCGUCAGCUGAGCUCUCCGGGCAUGAAGUACAAGAGUCCCGUGCUAAGCUACGCCGUGGAUAUGGUGGAUGCUUGUGUCCGAUAUUGCGAGCAGUUGGACUACCUCAUCGAACACGGGGCGGUGAUCUUGGAGCUGGCCAAGAACCAUGAAACCUUCGAGCCAUCGGUGUCGGCUGUGCUGCAGGAAAUGUACGUGUACAUGAAACCCCUGGAGGCCAUUAAUGUGUUCGUUUACGACGAUAUCAUGCCCCUAGUGGAGGUGAUAGGUCGGUCUCUGGACUACCUGACCACUUUUCCAGGGGAUUUGAUUAUGGCUUUGAGGAUCUUGCGAUAUCUUUCCAUUAGCAAGCCGAUCUUAGGACAGAAGCCACCUGCAGUGACUGAGGAGCUGAAGCAUCGGUUUGUGGCUUUGCAGUUGUACGCGGCGGAUGGUGUUCAGCUCUGCAUCCAGAUUAUGGAACGUUUGUGCGCCUACUUUGAGCAACCGGGAGCUCACGCUCCGGCCUUGAUGACCAUUCAGGGAGUGCACUGCUGCCAGAUCAUGCUGCCCACGCUGCAGAUCCUCAGGGAGCUGCUCACCUAUGCGAUUUUGUGCCGGGAUGGCACGUACAAGGACCUUACCGCUAUCGAUCACAUUGUUAAGGUGUACUAUCUGCUCUACUACUAUCCCACGCGCUGCCAGGCAGGCGUUGAGGUGGAGCAGUGCAAGAUGGAGGUGGUCCAGACCCUGCUCGCCUAUACACAGCCCAAUGAACAGGAUGAGGAGUCGCUGCACAAGUCCCUGUGGACGCUAAUGAUCAGGGAAGUACUAAAGAACAUCGACGGACCAGCACACUUCAUUCCAGGACUAAAGCUUCUGGCAGAGCUGCUGCCUUUGCCACUGCCCAUGCCCCAACCACUGUGCGACCAGCUGAAGCAGCAGCACAAGCAGCGUUUGAUCACUGAGCGUAAGCUAUGGUCCGCGCACCUGCAUCCGCAGAGUGGACAGAUUGCCAAGCUGGUGGAGGCACUUGCUCCUUCCAGCUUCCCCCAGCUGUCGGAGAUGCUGCAGCGGGUGUGCAUGCAGCUGUCUGACCUGGCGCCGAACAUGACUCUUCUCAUUGCCAAGACCAUCACGGAGCUUUUGUGCAGCGAAUACCUCACCUCUAACUGCAUUCCGACCACAAAUCUAGAACGGCUCCUGCGGUUCUCAACCCGCCUGUGUGCUUUUGCUCCUCUGAAAAGCUCUAUGCUGUCCAUCUUGUCGGGCAAGUUCUGGGAACUCUUCCAAUCGCUACUUGCUCUCAAUGAGUUCAACGAAGUGGUCUCCAACUGCCAGGAGGCAGUGCAUCGCAUCUUAGACAGCUUCCUGGACUCUGGCAUAUCACUAAUCUCGCACAAAUCGACGGCUUUGCCUGCCCUCAAUCUGUCGGCGGCUCUGCCUCCGAAAGAACUGAUUCCGCGGAUAAUCGAUGCUGUGUUUAGUAACCUAACCAGCGUGGAGGUAACACAUGGCAUCUCCAUUCUGGCUGUUCGUAAUCUGGUGAUUCUCACAGAGCACGACUUCACCUUCUACCACCUGGCUCAGCUGCUAAAGCAAAAAAUUACCGAGUUUCAGGCAUGGAUGGAGCGCGUGAUCCUUCACAAUGAGACGGUGGAGUACAAUGCCAACAUUGAGUCGCUGAUCCUUCUUUUACGAUCCUUGACGCAAAUUGAACCACCGCCCGCCAUGACUGCCAUGCCGCAUCGCACUCUGAAGCUGGGCGCCAUGGAGCUUGCUCAGCUGGUGGAAUUCCAGGAUAUUGAACUGGCCAAGCCCCCAGUUCUGAGUCGCAUCCUCAAGGUGAUGGAGAAGUAUAAGGCGGUGGCCAACGAGGCGGCCCUGUGUGACCUUAAGCAGCUGAUACUACUCCAGGCUUCCAAGCAGGAAAUUAUUGCUGGAGCGAGUACCGAAGGCCCUGCCGACAGUGAGGGAGGUGUAGAGGCUAAUCUAUCUUCUAACGCCGGCAGCUUGGCGCUGAGCGUAGAGCCCUACCUGCCCCAGGCCGAGGGCAUAGUAAGCCAGUACGAGGCGCGUCCUAUCUUCACGAGAUUCUGUGCCACCGCCGAGAAUCCUCAACUCACGGCGCGAUACUGGCUGGAGCCGCUGCCCAUUGAAAUGAUCGAGGAUAUGAACGAGCCGCUCUACGAACGCAUCGCAUGCGAUCUUACCGAUCUGGCUAACGUGUGUCUUAAUCCCGAUCUGAAUACCGCUGGGGAUACCAAGAGGACUUUGAAUUUGUCCGGUUCGCCGCAAUCCAAUCGUGAAAUGACCCCGACGGCACCUUGUUUCCGCACCCGACGCGUGGAAGUGGAGCCCGCUACUGGGCGGCCCGAGAAAAAAAUGUUUGUGUCCUCGGUAAGGGGACGUGGCUUUGCUCGCCCUCCGCCUUCCAGAGGGGAUCUGUUCCGCUCUCGUCCACCAAACACUUCGAGACCCCCUUCUCUGCACGUAGACGAUUUUUUGGCUUUGGAGACGUGUGGCGCCCAGCCAACUGGACCUACGGGCUACAACAAAAUACCAUCCAUGUUGAGGGGCUCCCGGGUGGGCCGUAACCGCGGUUCACGAAUUUCGGCAGCGGCUGCUUUUAGGCAAAAGAAGCUAAUGCGCAUUGGUUCGCCCUCCAGUUGGGCCGAGUCAACAGGAUCAUAUCGCUCGGGCAACUCGGAGUCACAUUUUAGCGGCAGCGAUUCGCACUACUCAUCGCCUCACUACAGUGGCCGUUCCCGCGGACGUGGUCUACGCUCCCGACCCUCCUACCUGCGUUAGGAAGAUACUUUAUAGUUUUAGGUAUUAGUUUUAGUUUCCUUUUUGCUGUAUUUUGUAAAUAAGCUAAAAGUUAAUUUUCGGUAA
Messenger RNA from Drosophila serrata, 5792 nucleotides. It is a transcript of the gene vir, whose product is annotated as VIR_N domain-containing protein. Gene Ontology annotation, biological process: mRNA modification. Gene Ontology annotation, cellular component: RNA N6-methyladenosine methyltransferase complex. NCBI's taxonomy places the organism in Eukaryota, Metazoa, Arthropoda, Insecta, Diptera, Drosophilidae. The record is from RefSeq and is a predicted model, not a curated record. Gene Ontology annotation, molecular function: RNA binding.